This is a messenger RNA of Scylla paramamosain (green mud crab), 7791 nucleotides long. It is a transcript of the gene Hr39, whose product is annotated as nuclear hormone receptor FTZ-F1 beta-like. Gene Ontology annotation, molecular function: zinc ion binding; RNA polymerase II cis-regulatory region sequence-specific DNA binding; nuclear receptor activity. Lineage: Eukaryota; Metazoa; Arthropoda; Malacostraca; Decapoda; Portunidae. The record is from RefSeq and is a predicted model, not a curated record. Gene Ontology annotation, cellular component: RNA polymerase II transcription regulator complex. Gene Ontology annotation, biological process: tissue development; hormone-mediated signaling pathway; regulation of transcription by RNA polymerase II. Bases 1517 to 4150 code for a protein of 877 amino acids. The transcript has 15 exons.
CCUUCCGUCCCAUGUGUUAUGCCUCAUUUCCUAUUGACUUUUUUUCUCUGCUGCUGCGAGAGAUUGCCAUUAUGAGCGAGUGUCUUCCGUCGGUCAGUCUCUGGGAAUCGGUGCGUUUUGCUGCCGCCGCACUGCUCUCCGCCGCCCCCUCACUUUCUCCCUCGGUCGGGGCCUCCCUCUGGGCUGCCCCGCGGUAAAGGUCCGCCAGGGAGUAGGUGCAGCAGAGGCAGUAGCGAGUAGAUAAGAUUCCGGGACGUGAGGGUGAAGGGCAAUGCUAAGCCGAAGCCGUGGUAGCGGAGCAUCAGGACACCAGGACACAAGCGGGGUCAGUUGGAGAUCACAUCUACCCGGCGGCCAGGCAGCCAUGUUUACCAGACAGUAGAGACGCCUGGCGCCCGCCACCGGAACCAACCUUUCGCCCACAACUUCUCAUAUUUUCCCUCAUUCUUCCCUAUGUUUUCCUUGGAAAUUGGAGAUGAGUUGGCAGGAACGUCUUUGAGGAGUGCCUCGCCUCCUAUAGUAAGAUAAGGCGGCGUAGUGGCUUGGGCUGAGCGGGCUGGGUGUGCUCGUACCUCUGGCAGCCGAGUUCUGGACUGACUAAGGAAGACAGACCUGCCUCCGUCGCUGGCCUCCAGGACGGCGCCGUGUACAUGUGGACCUUACUGUAGGAAAUGCCGUGUGUGCGUGUGUUUGUGUACACUGUUUGAGGGUGUGAACACUGCUCUGCCGACCCGCCAGUUCUUCUCCGUGGCUUGUCAGGAUUAGCUUGAGUGUGUGUGUCGCAUAAGAAGAUGUUUGUUAAGGAAUACGCUCCCAAAACAACACAGGACCUCCAGCCGCGCCCUCGUCAGUUGUCACCCCCAGUGAGUGUUCUGCCGCCUUGGGUCACCAGCAGAGAGCCCGGGCCCGCCGCCUGCCUUCUCUGAGGACGCCAGCCUCCCCAGGGGCGCCCUGAGCCCUCCCCGGGACACUGCAGCCCGGGAGAGCUGCCUCCCCCAGGCGUCAGGAGGACUAACGCCGCAGAGGCAGACGUGAGCUGUCCCUCGCCGGGAGGCCCUUGGCCCGCCUGGAGACGUCGAAGUCGACUUCUUCAGGGCGCUUUCGGUGUCUGAGAGCAGGCGCCGCGGGGAGCUGAUCCCCAGGGCGACGUGAGGUGAGAGUCGAGCAGCGCCGUUUGACGCGACCCAGUGCGGAGAAAGAGCCGCCAAUCGUGUCCCUCGCGCCCUUCGCCUACUACAUCAUGGCGGCCGUAGCGGUGGUGUCCGCGGCAGCCCUCUAGGGAAAAUGAAAUUUAGGUUGCUACCACUGACUGUUGGACCAGGCUUGGAUACCUAGCAGUGACCGGCGCGCCCCUCCGGCCGGCGAGUGUGUGUGUCGCGCCGCGGCGGUGCUCGGGAAAACAGGACUCGUGGCGCCCAGGCGAGGGUGGCCCGCCCAGGUGACUCGCCGCCUCGCUCACCCGGCUCUCCCAGUCCGACCCUUCCAAGCCUGACCUAACCGACCUCUCGACCUCGCCAUGGACACCCUCCACGCGCCCACACCUGCCCCCGCCCGCGACAAGGCGGUCAACGGGGGCCACGCCCACGUCAUCACCUCUCUCAGCUCACCACUUCUGCCGCCCAAGGUGGCCCACGUGGCGCCCCCAGCCCAUGUGGCCCACCCUCCCCCGACACACAUGGCCUCGCCCCACCUCAGGCACCGCACACUGGUGGCCAACCCACCGCCUCUCGUGGCCCACCAACAUCCGGCCCAUCAACACCCGGCCCACCAACAUCCACCUCACCAACACCCUCCUCCCCACCAACACCCACCACCUCCACACCAGCACCCUCCACCUCCACACCAGCACCCACCACCUCAUCAACAUCCGCCUCCCCAUCAACACCCGCCUCCUCACCGACUCCCACCAACGCCCACGGAGUCUCCUAUACCCACGCACAAGGACCCGCCGCCCGCUGCCCACUCCUCGCCCGCUCUAGGACAGCGGAGCGGCAGCAGCGGGGAGAGUGAGGGCGGGGGCAGCGAGACCUCCGCCCCUCCCAAGGACGCCCCCAUCAACGGCAGGGCCUCGGGGACACCCAGGGAGGAGGACUCUUCAGACACCGACAUGGAGAUCAAGAGCCUCGACCUGACCGGUCCCCGCCCUGGCCCGCCCCUUGCCGAUGGCCGUGUCCUGGCGCGUGGCGGGGUAGCGCGGGUCAGUCUGAGGCAGCGCCAAGGCCCGGAGAAGGAGCGCCCGAUGUCCUGGGAAGGGGAGCUGUCAGAUGCGGAUGCCACGAACAACGCUAAACAGGAGCCGGUGGAAGAACAGAUGAGGGUGGACGCUGAGGAGCCAAUGUCACCUAUGUCCCCCAUGUCUCAGGGCUCAGACCACGACCAUGAGAAACCCGGCGUCAGACAGGUGAAGCUGGAGGAGAGUGGGGAAGAGCAGACAGUUUACUCCUCCCAGCCCGCCUCCCACACCGACUCCCCAGUUCCCCCCAGGAGCGACUCUGGCUGUGAGGUGUUGCCCGGCCCAUACACCCCCAGCCAGAGCCCCCUCCUGCCUCGCCUUCACCCCCACACCCACUCCCCCACACACCUCUACUCGCCUACGCAGUCCCCGGGCCCCAGCAGGCACGUCUCCGGGUUUUCUUCUCCCUACAGCCACACACCGUCGACGGGCCUCAGUCGUAACAACAGCGACGCGUCUCAGUAUGGCGGGUCCUACAACAGCUACUCCUCCGCCCCGUCACCCAUCUCCCCGACCCACUACUCGCCCUCACAGUCACCCAUCCAGCAGCGGCACAUCAAUUUCCCAAUGCCGACCCAUCAGUCUCCCAACCUGGGCCGCCAGUACUCCGGGGCAGCUCCCGGCGCCCUCUACAGCGCCCCCCUAGACCUGCGUGAGUCUCACAAUCCCAACGCCGUCGGCCAUCCGGACUCCAAGGAUGUGAAGGAUGACGAGCGGCCGGCGACAGACUUGCAGCAGCAUUCUGUCCUCGCGGCGCAGUCUGGCAUCACCAGACAGCAGCUCAUCAAUAGCCCUUGUCCAAUCUGUGGAGACAAAAUCUCAGGCUUCCACUACGGCAUCUUCUCCUGUGAGUCCUGUAAAGGUUUCUUCAAGAGGACUGUACAGAACAAAAAGAACUAUGUGUGCAUGCGAGGCUCCACGUGUACGGUGAGCACCAGCACCAGGAAGAAAUGCCCCGCCUGUAGGUUCGACAAGUGCCUCUGCAUGGGUAUGAAGCUCGAAGCCAUCCGUGAAGACCGGACUCGUGGUGGGCGCAGUACAUAUCAAUGCUCUCCUUACCCUCUUCCUCCUUCCCUCGUGACUCCCACCACCACCUCCGGCCACCAGCUGGACCCCCAGAGGCUCCCUGAUGCCACGGCAGUCAAGGCAGAGCCCUCAGAUGGCGAAGAAAUCAAACCUUCACCAUCUGAUGAUAAGAGACCAAUACCUCUCCUCCUGCAGCAAAUCCACGAUGUUGAGCACCUUUGGCACUGCAGUGAAAGUGAAAUGGAACAGCUGAGGCAGUCUGAGGAAGCAGCUCGCCAUGCCAUGGAAAACAACUCCCCAGACUUCUUGAACAACCUCUGCCACAUAGCUGACCACCGGCUCUACAAGAUUGUCAAGUGGUGCAAGUCCCUCCCUCUCUUCCGACACAUAACGAUUGAUGACCAAAUUUGUUUAUUGAUCAAUUCUUGGUGCGAGUUGCUGCUUCUGUCCUGUUGUUUUCGAUCAAUGGACUCCCCAGGUGAGAUCAGGGUGAGCUCCGGCCGCACCAUGACCCUGCAGCAAGCAGAGUCCAUGGGCAUCGGACCAUGCAUUGAGCGCAUGCUGAACCUGACCUACCAGCUCAGCCGCCUCCAGGUGGACAAGUAUGAAUACAUGGCAAUGAAGGUCAUCGUGCUGCUGUCAUCAGAUGUGUCUGGACUCCAGGAGGGAGAGAAGGUGCGGGACUCUCAGAAGAAGGUGGUGCAGGCACUGCAGGAGUACACUCUCACUCAUUACCCUCACCUGCCGCCUAAAUUCGGGGAACUUCUCCUUCGCAUUCCCGAACUUCAGCGGACCUGUCAGGCGAGUAAGGAAAUGCUCUCUAUGAAGAAGAAAGAGGGCGAUGUGCCAAGUUUCAACUUCCUCUUUGAGCUACUAAGAGGGGACCAUUAGUUAAGGUUGGAGUGCAACCUCGUGUUAAGCAUCAGUUGCUGCAUCUCCCUCAGGUAUGUGUGAUCACUUUGGCCUCAUGACGUGUAGUGUUGCAAGGGUACAGCAUCAGUGCAAGAGUCAACAACAUGCCAUGAUAACUCACCUCUACAGGGUUAUGACCUAAAGUGAUGACAACAUUUUGGCUGUGAUAGUGGACGUCACCAUCUCAUCCACCUGACUCACUGGAUCAAUAAUUUCCUCCUCCAAGAGGAAGAUUCAGGUAUAAAUCUGUACAGAUUGUGUAUGUUGAGCUGGAAAGUACAGGGAGUUACUGAGUAAUCUUUGUUAUUUUGUGAAUAAGAGAGAUGACUCAGCAGCACUCGGUAUUUUAAUAUUACGUAUGUAGAUACGAUUCAGAUGUCCUACAUGUAAUUCUGAGAUACCAAAUGCAAUAUAGAGUUUUAUAAGUGAGUCCACUGGGUAGAUUAGAGAAGUUAUAAGGAUAUGCGUGACCUGAGUUACCACGUGUUGAGUGAGCGCAUCUGUCGCCACUAUACCUGAUGGGAGAUCAUCUGAGGCUGUGGCAUGGGCUCCGGGCUACACGCUGUCUUCCAAUGGAUAUACUCUCAAGAAGCAGUACAGUAUUUUUUUAGGGAAUAUCAUCUGCCAUGCCAUGUGUCCCGCAUCACCAUGUUGCCGACAUUACCUCUGCUGUCUCCCCUCACUCCCUGUGGCCAAAGAUUGUGAUAGCUGGUCGGGCAAGCUGGGCACUGUGCACAUUUGCAUAUUUCUUUAAAUAUGACACCCUGUGCACCUUUGUGUUAAUUGCUAUUUUUGUACUCUCUUUAGGUUAGUCUCUGCUCUCUCUGUAGAUAGAGCCAGAAGACUUUAUAAGUCAAACUCAGUUUAAUUCUACAUAGAAAACUUAUUUUUGUUAAACAGUCUAAUGAUAAGUUAUUUUGAAUGUUGUGGAGAUGUGUUGAUGGUGGCUGAGGUGAGAGGGAGCAGCUGGGCAGAUGAGGCAGCAUGGGUGAGCAGCAGCAACAGCAGCAGCAGCAGCCGCGGCAGUAGAGGUGCCAGAGGGCCACCAUAGACUGAAACUCUCUAAUGCUAAUUGACGAUCAACAAAAUCUUGUUGUACCAAAAGUAUGAAUUGAGAUUGUGUAAAUUGAAGCUUAUAUUAGUAGAUGCUUUAAUGGCAUAAAUCUGCCCGUUGACUGACAGUAUUAGACACCUACUAGUCACUCGACAGUCACUUUUACCGCUAAAAAGUCAUGCACUCUUGAAGAAAUCCCAGUGAUGCCCAAGUCAGUAGUAUUAGAGAGCUCUGGUCUUGGUUCGGCUUUGUGAAUCUGUGACAAUUCCACUGUGCUGGGGAAUUGUGCAACAUGAUCACGCUGGGCAGGUGUUGAGCGGCACCAGAGGGCCUGUGGGAUUCUACCUCAGUCAGUCCCUAAUUUCUCAUAUGCUGUCACUCCUUAGCUACAAUUUCAUGAUGUCAACAUCACAACUCCUGCCUUCACAUUGUCAUGCAUUGUGGAGGCCUUGGGUUGUGAGAACUUGCAUACAUGUAACAGUACUCAUAUUUGCGUGUACUCAUGAGUGAAGUGAAUCCUGCAGCCUCGGUCCGCCCAACACCACAACCCACCAACCUUACACACAGUACCUGUCAACCAGCAACUAACCAAGUGUGGCAGUGUGGCACCCUAGAGUUAUAACCCUUUCACUAUUUUUAUAGUUUCUACUACUCACCUUCUUUAUAUAUGAUAUAUUUCCUAAUGCUAUUCGAUACAUUUUAUCUACAUGAAAAUUCUAUCCUUGUUAUAUGUUGAUAUUGUUUUAUAUAUUUAAAGAGAUCUUAUAUGAAAUUUUUCUUCAUAACUCUACGUUUCCACAUUGUCCAACAUGAUGAGCUACGAAUACUGUAAUAUCUUCUGUGAUGAUAAUUUAGCACUGUGUUCCAUGUACUAUACUGUCUCCCUAUGCUACCCUUAGCAUUCCAGGGUUAAACAGAAGUGAGAGAGGAGCACAGUGCAAGCUUUUAUACUCAAACUUUAACCUAUAAGAUACCUAAUAGGCUGUGGCCAAUAUCUGCUACAUUUGUAAAUGGAGGUGCUUCCUUGAGUGGUCCUCACCUGAGGCUCCGUGUCUCCAGAAUCCUCAGCCUUCACUCAAAUCCUUCCUCAAAAAAAGUCAACCUUCUCUCUGUUGGCCCAGUGACAACGGGCUUCAGGACAGGACCACUUGGAACAGGCCACGUAUUAUGCAGUGUAUCAGUGUUGGAGUCUAUGACGAGCUGUUUCUUAAAACAAUAAGCUGUUUUCCAGUGUCUUUCCAUUUUUCUAGUAGCUCUCAGUGUAUCGUUGUUUUAGCCUCUCUUCCAUCUUGCGCUGUGCACAAGAUUAUUUGGGAAGAGACGAAGAGAUGGUACUAUCGAAUUUAGUGUUCUAUGUUUUCUACAGAAGAGAUUUUUAAUUUAUUGCAUUACAUUUCCUGAUAUAUUUUUUUUCUCAGUUUCACACCACUUUCAUGACGGCUGUUAUUGGUAACAUUCCAUGAAGUCUAAGAUAUUUGUUGCCCUCUUUUUGAUAAACAAGAUUUUCUCAUGUGAUAUUAUUUUAAUAAUGAGCAAUUCAGAGGCUGCUGGGUAACUCCAAAGAGUCGAGACGGCCUCAUGAGAGUGGUGCUCGGGUCGGCGGCGAGAUGGCGCGCGGGGGCCCUCCCAUCUGGCCUACACCACAGUCACUUGUUCAUAAAACUUGAUUCAUUAACUUUUUGGCACGAUAUGGAUGUACGUAAUCAAUUCUUUUUAAUCAUUACUCAUUACCGAUGCAUAUGUCAUCUUGAAGCCUUGAGUGGUCCGUGGGCGAGAGGGUGAGUGGUCUCAGGGAUCCCCCGUGCAGAGCGCAGCAGAGACCGUCCAGGGUGCUGACAUUGACAGAGGCUAGCGGGCGGGGCUCGAGCCGUCGGGGGUGCAGGGGCGGGACUCACCUCUCUUUUUCCCGAUGCACCGAAAACUUGUCCAUCUCUGAAUUACUGUCACCAUUCAUUCUGGAGAAAAGAAUCCACAUAAUUUUUUCAUACUUUAUUUUUACCUCAUAACCAUAACAGCUUUGUUUUCAUACAUUUUUUUUAAUGUAUAAUUAUAAUUAAACUCGGGAUGGACAAGUAUUCCAUGCAGUCCACCACCGCAUCACGCCCCUGCCCCCCCCACGCAGCACACGCCCACACCAGUCCACCCCGGCAAGCCAAAUCACUAGUCCUUACACACUUUCUAUUUUUCGGAGCUCGACUCGUGAAUACCACAAAAGGUUUACCAGAUUAGCUUUCAAUGCUAACACCAACAACCUUCGCCUGGUAACACUGGAGUUAUUGGAAUCUCUUGCCUCAUUGAAUCUCAUUAAAAAGAAAAUUAAAGAAACGAAAAGGUGAUGUCUAAAAUUGUUGUGAAAAAAAAGUAUAUAAAUAAAAUAUAUAUAUGUAUAUGUAAAUUCCAACGAUAAAGGAAGAAACCUGCAAAUCAAAAUGAACUGUAAUCUGUGCUAUGGAGGAUUUUUCAUAAAGCUAGGUCGUUUGUAUUUUUGGUAUCCUGUACAUAAUUGUUGUCUACUGGAGCAAGUACUUAGUAUUUUAAGGAAACUUUUAAUAAAUAUACUUAAAUA